Marchantia polymorpha subsp. ruderalis is the source of this 374-nucleotide messenger RNA. Lineage: Eukaryota; Viridiplantae; Streptophyta; Marchantiopsida; Marchantiales; Marchantiaceae. The record is from the annotation of a GenBank genome assembly.
ACGCACCUUCCCGAAGGAAUAAAUCUACUAGUUCCGACACCCUGAAUAUCAUGGCAGGAGUAUAUAUACGAAAGAAAGCUAUCAAAGGCUAUUUCUCUACAAAAGGGAAGACAAAAGAGCGCACCCGUCAGAACGCUUGGAUGCCUUCAACGCCGGCGGAAUGGGCGCGGCGGGACGGUCAUCAGGCUGAGCUGAGCAUGGGUUCGUACCACGCCCGGCCUACGGUAUUCGCGCACCGGCAUCCAAGACCCUGGUCAUCGUCCGGGUUAAGGGACUUGACUGCGGUAGAGAUCACAGAUCAAGAUGUACGAACUAUAGAACAGAUCCUGUUCAAGUAUAGUCGUGACAGACCGUGGCCAACUUCGAUUACUUAG